AUGGCAGACCAACGUCCUUCGGUAACCCUCCCCCAGGGCAAAGUCAUCGGAAUCCAAAUCAACGACGACUUCCCACAGCCCGUCGAUGCAUUUCUAGGCAUCCCCUACGCGCAGUCUCCAGUCGGUGACUUGCGCUUCCGCCCCGCGGUCAAAGUCGCACCCUCAACAGAGACCAUCGACGCUUCGAAAUACGGCCCUAUAGCACCAGGAAAAGCCCUCCUGCAAACAGGCCCAAAGCUCGAACAGAGCGAGGACUGCCUCACAGCAAACGUCUUCCGCCCUAGCAACCCUAAUGGAAACUACAAACCCCUUCCUGUCGCAAUCUACAUCCAUGGCGGGGCCUUCAACCGCGGCUCCGCAUCCAUGCACAACACGGCGCCAAUGGUCGCGUGGUCGGCGGAGCCGUUUAUCGCCGUGAGUUUCGGGUAUAGACUCGGUGCGCUGGGGUUCUUGCCUUCGAGCGUGAGUAAGGAGGAAGGCGUGUUGAAUCUGGGGCUGCGCGAUCAGGUCCGCCUUAUGGAGUGGGUGCAGGAGAAUAUUGCGCUGUUUGGCGGGGAUCCCGGGGCUGUUACGCUUGUUGGGUUGUCGGCGGGAGCACAUUCGAUCGGCCACCACCUCCUCAACUACAACGGUGUGGAUAAACCGCUCUUCCACCGCGUGAUCAUCGAAUCCGGCGCGCCCACAUCCCGCGCCGUGCGCCCCUACAAUGCCUCCAUCCACGAAGCCCAAUUCGCCGACUUCCUACACGAAGUCGGCUGCCCGCCCUCCCUCCCGCGAAACGAAAUCUUCCCCUUCCUCCGCUCCCUCCCCACGGAAACAAUCACAUCAGCACAAACCGCCGUCUUCGACAAAUACAAUCCCUCCCUCCGCUGGGCCUUCCAGCCAGUCAUCGACGGCGACCUCAUCCCGCGCGCGCCACUGGAUGCAUGGCGCCAGGGCCUCUGGCACAAGGUACCCAUCCUAACGGGCUUCACCACGAACGAGGGGACGAUGUACGUCGAUAAGACUAUGGACAACCCCAGCGCAUUCCGCGCCUUCUGGGCGGAGCUCCUACCUGCGCUUUCAAGCGAAGAUCUCGAUACGAUUGAGAAGCUCUACCCGGAUCCGUCUACACGAACUGACUCACCUUAUAUCGAGACGAGAGAGGGACAUGGGUUAGGUUCGCAGUAUAAACGUAUCGAGGCGGCGUAUGCGCAUUAUGCGUAUGUCGCGCCGGUUCGACAGACGGCGGAGUUUGCUUCGGCUCAGAAUCCAGGGUCUGUAUACUUAUAUCAUUGGGCGUUACCGCGGACUGUCGUGGGUCGCGCGAACCAUGCGGAUAAUAUGUACUACGAGACGUAUAACAAGGCCAUUACAGGGAUCAGUGAGACGCAGAAAAAGCUUUCGGGUGUGCUGCAUGCGUAUCUGACUAGUUUUAUCGUAUCUGGGGAUCCGAAUGGAGUCCGGGGCGGGUUAUAUGGUGAUCGACCGGUUUGGGGCGUUUAUGAGCCGGACACGCCGAAAGUGCUGGUGUUUGGGGAGGGAAUCGAGGAGCUUGUUGGUGGGGAGAACCGUGGGGAUGGGGUUGUUGCGGAGUUUGUGGAUGAUACGUGGGCGAGGGGGGAUACGGGGGAGACGGAGUUUUGGUGGGGGAAGGUCGAGGUUUCGCAAGUUGCGUGA
Molecule: messenger RNA, 1659 nt
Organism: Aspergillus calidoustus
Lineage: Eukaryota; Fungi; Ascomycota; Eurotiomycetes; Eurotiales; Aspergillaceae
Source: the annotation of a GenBank genome assembly